Messenger RNA from Laccaria bicolor S238N-H82, 1350 nucleotides. RefSeq lists its product as uncharacterized. The coding region runs from base 1 to 1350 and encodes 449 amino acids. The record is from RefSeq and is a predicted model, not a curated record. The transcript has 2 exons. NCBI's taxonomy places the organism in Eukaryota, Fungi, Basidiomycota, Agaricomycetes, Agaricales, Hydnangiaceae.
AUGAAGAUUCCUUCUAGCUCCUCAGUAAUUCUCGCAACCUUGGCGAUCUCCUCUUCGUCGUCUUCUCUCGCCGCUCCUGCAAGUGAUGCUCCUCAAGCUGAAGCUGGCAUGCCAACGUCACACAGCAACCGUCGUAUCUCCCAGUUCUAUCAUAGCGGCUCAGCAGCCCGUGGUCUUCGUGCGGCUGACAUGACUUUGGAAGAAAGUCACGAUAAGAGGUCCACGACUGACAAUGCCGUUGAAGCGCCCGGACUUACCGAUAAACUUUGUAGCAUGCUCGGCGGGAUGAUACCAGGAGAUUUGGGGACCCAAGCCUGCGGUGUUGUUAAGAAUCUUGUACCGCCCGCUCUAGCUGGUAUUCUUCUUGAAACACAGGACGGUGGCCCCAACAAUACUUCUUCAGCCGAUGCUCACGCCUCUUCUGGUACUCCCGCCGCUUCUGGUGCUCCUGAUCCUGUUGGUACCGUGGCUGGAGCUGUUGGGAACACCCCUGCCGGAGGCGUUGUCGGCACUGUGGCUGGAGCUGCUGGGAACACCCCUGCCGGAGGUGUUGUUGGCACCGUGGCUGGAGCUGCUGGGAAUACCCCUGCCGGAGGUGUUGUGGGUACUGUGGCACACACUCCUGGCACCGUCGUUGGAGCAGCCCCUGUUGUAGGCAACUCCGCCAAGGGUCCAGUCAACAAUGUCAAGGCGCGUCAAGAGCCGGCGGCUUCUGCUGGCGCCCCUGCUUCUUCUGCUAGCGCUCCUGCUCCUUCUGCACCUUCACCUUCACCUUCUGCACCUUCUUCUGCCGCACCUUCUCCUCCUGCUGAUGGUCCAGCGCCCUCCGCUAAUGCUUCUGCAGGCAAGCUCAAUACCCGUCAAGAACCAACAGCUGAUAGUCCUUCCUCGAACAGCACCUCAGCUGGAUCCUCUGCCUCUUCCGCCCUGCCAACCCAGUCUAUUGCCGCUGCAGAUUUUGACGGUAACUCGACGUCCACCUUUACCUCGACCUCUUCCUCACUCGCUGUGCCUUCUCAAUCCGUUGAAGCCGCCAACUUUGCCGGUAACUCAACGUCGACCUCUACCUCAACUUCUGCAUCCGAAGCACCUUCCCAGUCCGUUAAACCCAGGGAUUUUAGCAGUUCUACAAUUGAACCCACCUCAUCUUCAGUCGCAUCUUCGUCACUUUUGGCUGUGCCCAGCUCUGCCCCGUCUGUUGCAGCCAGAGAUGCAGGCGACUCUUCAACGUCCUCCAUUGCCUCUGCAUCCUCCAUUGCAUCCGCCUCCGAAUCUUCUACGGCUGCGACUCCUCAAGCCUCCCCUCAGAUGCCCAAUGCACCCCCUCCUACCCCCGAGAUCAAACCUUAG